Thunnus maccoyii (southern bluefin tuna) is the source of this 3025-nucleotide messenger RNA. Its product is annotated as OX-2 membrane glycoprotein-like. Gene Ontology annotation, molecular function: cell-cell adhesion mediator activity. The transcript is spliced from 7 exons. NCBI's taxonomy places the organism in Eukaryota, Metazoa, Chordata, Actinopteri, Scombriformes, Scombridae. Bases 1103 to 1972 code for a protein of 289 amino acids. The record is from RefSeq and is a predicted model, not a curated record.
GACAACAAACCAGAGGUGUGACGGUGGUUUAGGGGUCACCCAGAGUAGCAUCUCAGGUUCAAAUAGCAUGUUAUUUCUCUUUUGCUAUUUCCUGUUGGCAUGUGAAAAAUGCAGAAAAGAAAAGAAAAAAGACCGCCAUUGCACAACAAUCCAGUAGCAUUGUAUUGUACUGUUACAUUUCCUGAAGAUAUAAAUCACAGGAUGUUCCCUCAAUCAUGAUUCCAGUUUCAGGAUUACAGGCUUUGCUGUGAUUCCCAGAUACAAUAUGCAGUGUGUGGACACUGACACGUUUCUUAAUAGGUUAUGACUUAACAGUCAUAACUACAUCAUUAAUGACAUCAUUAAGGGAGUAAGAUUGUGUUAUCUUUUCUUAUGAAAUGAAACAUAGGUUAUCAAGCACUGAAUCCACCACUCACAAGCAUGACAUGUUACACUCCCAGGGCUGAAAUGUAACCAUGAUGAAGUAUCUUUGGACAGAAAUGCAAAGGUUCAUAUCAAACAGCAAUGGUUUUCUCUUUUGUAGAAGUCAUCCCGCAGUACUGAAAUAUGGUGCCAAAAAUAACUUUUUACAUGUGUAACAUUUGCAAUUAUUGGCUGGAAUCUCUGAAAUCAAUGUGGUAUCAAUGAGGUCGAGUAAAGUGGUUAAUGGACCUAUUAUGGGAUAUUAACUCUUCCAAGUCCUGACUGGGAUAUCAAUUAGUAAAUGUAGUAAAUUGAAUUAUAUUUGAAGGUGACUCAAUAUUGCUGGAAAGCCUUUAUAGUAUGAUUCAUUGUUUCUCAAAACUUGUUACACAGAAGUACACUAGUACUUCAGUGAUGAUGGACUUCCCUACUAUUUAACUGGCUGCCAUGAGAAUUACUGGAGGUUGUCACGUGUCACACGUAUGUUUACCAUCAUGAAAAUAUGAUUCAAAUGAUGUACUCCCUGAGGGAGUCGGGGUGUUAAAACUUCACAACACCAUAGCUGUUAAUGUACCAUGUGCGCACUUUCUUUUUCUGGGACUUUUUUGACCACCUUUUUUGAGAUUACUGGAGUUGCUGUCAGUACAGCACUUAAAAGGCUGCUCUGCUCUGAACUGACAGUGUUGUUUGUACGUCUGGGAUGAAAAUGUUUCGUUUCCUGAUACUAACCGGUUUGCUGUUGAAAGCCUGGGCGUCGCAGAUCAGUGGAUAUGGAAAUACAACAGCUGAUUACGGCGGUGACGCUUAUUACAGGUGCACACUUCAGAACCCCACAGGUGUGCUCCAGGUCACGUGGCAGAGGCUGUUCAAGGAUGAGUCCAUAGAGAAUUUGGCAACCUACAGCAAGCGGUUUGGACAGCAAGUGAACGAGCCUUACCGUGAAAAACUAACGUUCACAGAGGCAUCUCUCAACUCAUCAUCUAUCACUGUGAGGAAUGUAACAUGGGAGGAUGAGAGCUGUUAUAUUUGCUCAUUCAAUGUGUAUCCAGAUGGGUCCCAAAGAAGACAGACUUGCCUCACAGUGCAAGGAAUAUCCGAGGUGAAAACAGACGUGCAAGUUACAGACAGAGGAAAAGAGGAGAAAGAUGUGAAGGUUGUGUUUAGCUGCUCUGCAACAGGUAAACCAGCUCCCUCCAUUCAGUGGGUCGUUUCACUUCCUGCAACCAGCUCAGAAGAAACAAAGACUAUGACAGCGACAAACAGUGACCACACAUUUACCAGCAGCCGCAACAUCACACUGAAAGUAUCUGCAGACUGGAAAGGAGAUGUGGAUUGUCUGGUGAACAGUGGAAAGAGGGGACAGAGGCUGCAGAGGAUUCCUUUUUCUUUACAUGCUGAACAUGUGGAGAACAAUGAAGCGGAAGGUGGAGGAAUGUCGUCAUCAGGGAUUGCACUUCUGAUUGCAGCUGUAAUGUUUCUUUCCUGCAUUGUUGUUGCUGCUGUGAUCCAGCGAAAAAGGUUAAAGGGUGACAGAAGAUUUGAACAUGUUGAAAACUUGAGUAAUGUUUGACCUCUCACGCAACCGUCUCUGACUAUCUCUGUGCAAUUGUUAUAAAAUUUGCAUUUUUUUGCUUCUAAACUUAACAGACUUAACAGUGAAUUAAGCUUAAAGCUGUGAUCCAAGAUGCAUUUACUCAUGUAUAUGCUACCUGUCCAGUUUGCAUUUCUUUUAGAUUGCAAUAUUCAGCACUUUAUAUGUCUUUAUUGAGCUUCAAGCAGCUAAAAGUAGAAUGUAAAAAGCCAGGGAAAAUGUCCAGUGUUCCAUUGGAGUAUUAUAUUCAUGUUAUUAUAUUUUAAGCUGUUAACAAGACUGUGACCUCAACUUUACAAUAGUACAAUAGUUAAAGUUUGCUUCAAGUAAGUCUAGCAGGUAGAUUAUGAGUAUAACCAGCUGAUAUAGAUAUAAUCAAUAUUCCUUUUUGUGCUUGCGAUCAUGUGAGGAGACAGAAAAACAGGUGAUUUUUACUCAGCCAGAGGAGGAGUACACUGGAGAGGGGGAUGUUAUUCAGAGGGGAAGGGGAUGUGACUCAGAGGGGAGAUGGGACAGAUAUUUAUAUUUAGGGAGUGAUAAACAUUUGGAUUGAAAAAUGACUGACUGCCCAUCCUGAGGUGGGAUGGUUGGAUGUAAGCACAGGAAACAUGAAGCAAGGAAGAAGAAUUCAGGGGACUUUGAAGGCAAAGCAGGCUGAAGCCUUGAGGUUGUGUUUUGGUGACACCGUGGAUGUAUCACAAUGAUACUGUGUCACAGGGUGCUGUAGUGCCAUCUAGUGUGCUUUUUGGGGAAGUAAAGAACAGGCUUUUUUAAGAGACAGAAAUUAAAAUAUAAUGGCACUAAAGAGGAUUGAAGUAACCCAAAUUUAGCAUCACUAAGGAAUAUAAUUCAAAUUUCUGUUAAAUUGGUACUUCUCCCUUUUAAUGUGAUCUAUACUGUGAAAUGUGAAGUUAGUGCAAAAGACGAUAUCAAUAUUUAUCUAUCAAUAUGUAUAUACAAAGUUUGAAUUAGAGAUAAUAUAUUACAUAAUAGACAUAUUUAUUUGUAAGUGUGUUGUUGUUUUUUUUUUUU